Molecule: messenger RNA, 2333 nt
Organism: Zychaea mexicana
Lineage: Eukaryota; Fungi; Mucoromycota; Mucoromycetes; Mucorales; Lichtheimiaceae
Exons: 4
Coding region: 69-2192 (707 amino acids)
Source: RefSeq, a predicted model, not a curated record
CCUCUUUUUCUUUUUUCCCACUUCUGUAGUUUUCUUUUUUUCUUCUUUUUUUUACACCUUCUUGAAAGAUGACAACGGAUGAAGCUGGCAACGGCAACAAGCCCACUGAGCGCACCGGGUUGCUAAGCGGUAAUGGUAACGGUAGCAACAACAACAACAACAACAGCACUGGAAACUAUUCAUCAGGCGCGUCCCCUGCCUUGGUGGCUGUUGUUGACAUUCCCCAAGCUACCUCGGAAGGUGCACCCGUGGUCCCGGCCUACUUGUUGACCAAGACUGUCCGCAAAGUGAUUAAGCAGCACUACAAGGCUGAGGCAUACAUCAAGAUCCAGCAAGAACAGCAGAUCCGCAUCCAACAGCAGCGACAGCAACAGCAAGUAGAACACCGGCCUUCUGUUGUGCUCAAAAAGAAGAGACCAGGUGCUGUACGCCGUGGCAGCAACACGAGCAGUAGCUCGUCCAGUGAUAGCGACUCCAGUAGCUCUUCAUCGAGUGACGGCGAAACAAGCAAGAGCACCAAAAGUCUCAGGAAACGUGAUAUCAUCAAGAAUGCAUUGAGGUCGGCCACUGAUCAGUGGAAGGAUGAGCAUGGAUGGUCAGGCUCUACUUCCUCGUUGAUUCGUCAGCAUACCUUCCAUGGAUCCUCUUCUUCAUCUUCUGCUCUUCCGACUGUUCCUACCACGGAACACCACAAAAAACAAAAAGAGCAAGAGACAGAGGAUGGUGAUGAAGAAGCACAAGUACCCACUCCGUCUGCCGAGACACAACAGCCGUUGCCUCCGUUGCCUGUCAACCCGGCACAGCGUUUGACGUUACCGCCCAUCGAGCAUGAUGUCUGGCAAGUGGCAAAACAUGCGUCCGUGUGCGCUCUGUUAGCAAUGACCAAAAGAGACAACACGGAAAAGCUGGCGUUGACCACCCUCGAGUAUGGCAUGAAGGAAUCGUCGGCUACCCCUCUUGUGCUCCGAGAAUUACUCCUCCGGCCCUGGCUUGAUAACCGUUCGGCGCUGGAAUGGGCGGUUGUCAAUGACUGUCAAGUCUUUUUGUCGAAUGCGCGCGUACAGUCCGUGGUUGCGGAUGCAUGGAAAUUCUAUGGCCCGACCGACUGGCAAGACGUGCCCGAUCAUCCGUUCGCCGUCUGGAAUUGUUUCAGCUCGAACCCCUUGGUUGACUACCUCGCACGCUGGGCUGCUCCACGCUACCAAGCCUUGGUCGGCCUUGUCUGUGGACUCGUUUACCUGGGCCUGCACUUUUCAACAGUGGCCAACAGGGACUAUACCAACUACCAUCCAUAUGAUUUCGAAUACGCUUAUUACUUUUUUGUCGUUUCCGAUCUGGUUCUGGAGCUGUACAAGCUUCUGUUGCAACCGGUCCAGGCUGUCAAACGCCCAUCGACCUAUCUCUCUUUGGUCACCGCCGGCUUCUUGUUUACUUCGUUCGUGCUACGCCUGGUCGCAUUGUGUGGAAGCUGCAGUCUGGGCAAGAAGCAAGCGUUGCUAAUUGCAUCCUACAACUUUAUCGUCUGGGCCACUCCCCUGAUGGUGUUCCGCGUUGUUCUAUGGACUGACAAUCUGUGCUGGCAAGUGGCCAAGGCACGUCAUCUGGUGAGCCAAUGCAUUGUGGAUGCACUCUGGGUGGUGUGUUUGGGCGUCGUGACCAUCCUUGCCUUUUGGGUCGGUCUUGCAGCUUUGCAGCAUGAAGAUGUAGAUUGUCUGACCAUGCUGCGUCACUUGGCACUCGGUGCUCUUCACUCUCCCGAAAUCAAUGCUACACUAUACUACCAGCCCCUUGCAGCUGGCGUGAUGCUGUUUGUCUAUCUGUUUUUGAUCACUGUGGUGAUCGGCACGUUGCUGACCGCGUCCUUCUUGACCACCAUGCUGACUGUCUACCCACGCAUCGAGAGCGUGCGUCGCUUGUUCUUUGCAAGUCGAUGUGCCAAAAAGCCUGUUCUCGGCGUGUUUAGUACCAAUGUGGUGUUCGAGUUGAUCGUCGGAUUCUUUGUACUCUUCGCGGUGUAUCUUUUGAAGGCUAAAAAGGAUUCGGCCAGUCUCCAAUGGGUUGAGCGACUUCGUCAGAUCCUGUGGUUCACUGUCUUUUCGCCCCUCGUCUUGGUAGUUGGCAUCGUUGAAGGCGUCUACUACCUCGCCGUUCUUGGUCGACAUCGGCUUCAAGGUUACCAUAUCUUGAGAUAAGAGGGCUCGGUAAAGACAUACUCCUUCAUGCAAGUGUAUGCAGUAUCAACUUAUAUCUUCUUACUUCGUGCCACACUUUCCCCAGUACAUAUAUCCCUCAAAAAAGUCAAAUAAAAAAGUUUGUAGUGUCUCUGAUUAUCU